This is a messenger RNA of Quercus robur (English oak), 2829 nucleotides long. RefSeq names its product putative serine/threonine-protein kinase-like protein CCR3. Gene Ontology annotation, biological process: protein phosphorylation. Gene Ontology annotation, molecular function: ATP binding; protein serine/threonine kinase activity. The coding region runs from base 236 to 2617 and encodes 793 amino acids. NCBI's taxonomy places the organism in Eukaryota, Viridiplantae, Streptophyta, Magnoliopsida, Fagales, Fagaceae. The transcript has a single exon. The record is from RefSeq and is a predicted model, not a curated record.
CUAAACCUGUAACUACAUAUCUCUCUCUCUCUCAAAAAAAACCAAAUUACUCUCCAAUCUCUCUCUAACUCUCUCUUUUAAAAAGAUUCGCCCUGUUUCUUUUCUGCUGAAAAUCCCACUUUUGCCUCUCUCUCUCUCUCUCUCUUUGGCUUGGCCAUUUCCGCCCAAUGAAGCACACCAAACUCAAACUCAAACUCAAACCCACCACACCCUUCAGAAAACCCCACUUCUUUAAAUGACGAAACUACCCUCCAUCUUCCUCACCGUCAUCCUCAUCUUCCUGCACCUCCUACUCCUCUCCAAAACCCACGCCCUCGGCUCCGGCGCCACCCUCGCCGUUAUCUCCUCCACCGCCACCGUUUGCGGCAUAAUAGCCUCACAACCAACCCAACGCAUCCAAUGCUACCAACGUGGCCAAGUCAUAUCCGUCGAUCCCAACACCAACUUCACCUCCAUUUCCGGCGGCACCAACCUCCUCUGUGGCCUCCGCUCCGGUGGCUACAGUCUCCUCUGCUGGGACCCCUCUAACAACUUCAGCUCCAAACGCCUUUACUUCAACGACACCGUUUUGUUAAGCAACCUCUCCGUCGGUGACGACCAAGUCUGCGCCACUUCCAAUGGUACAAACUCAGUCUAUUGCUGGAGAGGCAAUAAAGAUUUCAAUUUGCCACCUGGGUCUGAUUCGUUUUCGUCAAUCUCAUCUGGGUUUGGUUUCUCUUGUGGAAUUUUAUUCGGCAGUCAACAAGUUAAGUGUUGGGGAAGCAAUACUGUGUUAUCGAAUUUGAUACAGAGUGGUUUUACGAACAUGUCGAUGAAUAGUAUUGUAGCUGGUGGUUCACACGCGUGUGGGUUAAACUCAAGUGAGUCUGUUGUUUGCAAAGGAGAUAACAUUUCUGGUCAGUUAGAUGUUCCUUCGAAUUCGGUGGGAGACUUGUUUAAGUUGUCGCUCGGAGAAAGCCAUAGUUGUGGGAUUAGGAAAUCGAAUCAAUCCUUGGUGUGUUGGGGUGGGAGAGGGGGAUAUUCUUUGAAUGUGACAGAAGGGGUUUCGUUUGAAGCAAUUGCGUCUGGGUCUAAUUUUACUUGUGGAUUAAAGACGUUUGAUUUAUCGAUUUUGUGUUGGGGACCCGGGUGGCCUAAUGAAGGUAAUUUGAGUUCUGGGGUUGAGUUAUCUUUGCCUAAGAUUCUUCCAGGUCCUUGUGUGGAUCAAUCUAAUUGUUUGUGUAGUGUGUAUCCAGAUUCUCAGAGUUUAUGCUCUGGUUUUGGGAUUAUUUGUACGGUUUGUAAGAAUGUAAAUUCAACGCAACAGCCAGUACCUUCACCAACCCCAACCCCAACCCCCUCAUCGAAUUCAUCACCAUCCAAGGGUUUGAGAAGGGGUUUAUUGGCCUUUUGCAUUGUGGGAUCGAUUGGAGGAUUUGCGGGUAUUUGCACUGUGAUUUAUUGCUUGUGGACUGGUGUUUGUUUUGGGAAGAAGAAAGUGCAUAAUUCAGUGCAACCUACAAUCACUAGAGCUGCUAGUUCUAACAAUGGAACAACCUCGAACAAUAGCCCGCCUUCAAGGUCAUCCACAAUUAGGCGUCAAGGGUCGAGGAUUAUGAGGCGGCAGAGGAGUGGUACCUCGUCGAAGCACACGGAUAAGGCUGAGGAAUUUUCACUAGCUGAGCUAGCAGCAGCCACCAACAAUUUCGCUUUGGAGAACAAGAUUGGUGCUGGAAGCUUCGGUGUUGUGUAUAGAGGCAAAUUGGUAGAUGGCCGUGAGGUUGCGAUCAAAAGGGGUGAUACUAGUUUAAUUAUGAAGAAAUAUCAAGAGAAAGAAAGCGCAUUUGAUUCAGAAUUGGCAUUCUUGUCACGGCUUCAUCACAAGCAUUUAGUUAGGCUUGUUGGGUUUUGUGAUGAAAAGGAAGAGAGGCUGUUGGUUUAUGAGUUCAUGAAGAAUGGUGCACUUUAUGAUCAUUUACAUGACAAGAACAAUGUGGAGAAGAGUAGCAGUGUUUUGAAUUCUUGGAAAAUGAGGAUCAAAAUCGCAUUGGAUGCAGCUCGAGGGAUCGAAUAUCUUCACAAUUAUGCAGUCCCACCUAUAAUUCAUAGAGACAUCAAGUCCUCUAACAUAUUGUUAGACGCUUACUGGACAGCCAGAGUAUCUGAUUUUGGAUUGUCUUUAAUGGGUCCAGAAUCUGAUCGCGAUUAUAGGCCAAUGAAAGCAGCUGGAACAGUUGGGUACAUUGAUCCUGAGUAUUAUGGUCUUAAUGUACUAACAGCAAAGAGUGAUGUUUAUGGUCUAGGAGUAGUAUUAUUGGAACUUUUGACAGGGAAGAGAGCUAUAUUCAAGAAUGGUGAAAAUGGAGGGGCACCCAUAAGUGUGGUGGACUUCACGGUGCCAGCAAUUAUGGCUGGAGAAUUGGGAAAGGUCUUGGACUCAAGGGUUGGGCCUCCAGAACUGAAUGAAGCAGAGGCAGUAGAACUGAUGGCCUAUACAGCAUUGCAUUGUGUGAAUUUGGAAGGGAGGGAAAGGCCAACCAUGGCUGACAUUGUUGCUAAUUUGGACCGGUCAUUGUCUCUCUGCGAUCAUAGUCAUGGCAGCAUCUCUAGUGGUACAAUCUCCAUUGUUUCAGAAUGAAAUUCCAAAGGAAAAAAAAAAUUACAUUUUUUCUUCAAUUUUUAUUGAUUUUUUUUUUUUUUUGGGGAUAAUCACAUUGGGUACAAUUGUGUUUUGUAAAUUUUAGGAUUUUCAUCUAACAUUGAGCUGUAGGUGUAGGAUUUUGUGAACACUAACAGCUAGAAAGAAGGAUUACAAGAUUUAUUUUUCAGGAAAAUAGCCUUUCUUUUCUC